UAAAUGUAUUUGUAUUAUAAAUACGACGAAUCAAAAUUCAAAGGCAGAAGAUAACAAUUCAUAGACUUAAUUCAUAUAUUAAGUUGGUUGUUUUGUUAUAUUUUUUUCGAUUGUUAUACUACGAACGUAAAAAACAACGAGAAAAACUAACUUAGUGCUAGAUUAUUUGAUUGUGUGUAACAUUAAAUCUUUGUCGUCCAUCGAUCAUUGUGACUGAGAGACGACAAAGUAAAAAAAAAUAGAAAGGGAAAAAACGUUUUUGUGAAGAAACAAAAAUCAAAUUACACAGAAAACGGCAUAAAGGAUAAUUUUCAAAAUUUUUUUAAACGUGAAUGUAAACAUGGAUUCAUCCAAUAAUACAGACACAGGUGACACAGGUUCAAUUAAUGCAAAUUCAACAGUUGCGCAUAAUCCACCGCGAAUUUCAAUGAUUAGUACGGCUGUGUCAUUUUUACAAAAUCCAAAUGUUUCGCGAAGCUCGCUAAUGCAAAAGGAGAAAUUCUUACGCUCGAAAGGUUUGAGCGAUGAAGAGAUUCAAUUGGCAUUUCAACAGGCUGGCAUUUUUACCAAAGAUCCAAAUAGUACCAUUAUUAAUAUGGAAAUUGGUCAUCAUCGUUCACCACCGCAACCACCAACAACAACACUAGCACCAUUGUAUCGUUCACCAGAGACAGCACUUCAGAAAUUUUACAAUGUAAUUAGCUCGACUGCCAUGGUUACGGGCAUUGUUUAUGCCAUUUAUUAUGUGUACAAGAAUUUUAUUGCGCCAUUUCUGUUUGGUAAAAAGAAAGAUGAAAAAUCAACCGAUGAUUUAAUAAACGAAUUAGAUAAAAAAAUUGAUAAAAACAUUCGUAAGCUUAACGUUGAUGUGACCGCAUUGAAAGAUGAAAUUCGAUCAUCGUACAACGGCGAUCAUGUGCUACGACAAGAUAUGCUCUCAUUCAAAAAUGAUUUGGAUGCAAUCAAAGGCUUACUAUUGAAUAGAAAACAAUUCGCAAGUCCGGUUGUGCCACCAUCAAUCCCAGCAUGGCAACUACAAUCGCAACGAACAAUUGGCGUCGGUGAGACCAGCCAACACACUGAUAGCGAUAAGAAUGAUGACAAUGGUUCGGCCGAUGGAUCGGGUGACAAUGGAUCGGCUGGAUCAAGUGAAACCGAAGUGGUUACCAAACAUAGCGACAGCAGUCUUGAAUUAUUAUCUUAAAUGAAGCUAUUGCAGCUCAUCAUUCCAAUUAUAGUGGCUGUUCUGUUAAACAGAUAAAUAGAAAAUCUCAACGCAUUUUUGAAUAAAUAAAAAUGAUCUAAUUGUUUUUUUCACAAAUUCUCAAGAUUAAUAAUCAGAAAACCUUAAUCCCGUGAAAA
Molecule: messenger RNA, 1362 nt
Organism: Contarinia nasturtii (swede midge)
Lineage: Eukaryota; Metazoa; Arthropoda; Insecta; Diptera; Cecidomyiidae
Gene: Pex14
Product: peroxisomal membrane protein PEX14
Exons: 4
Coding region: 341-1204 (287 amino acids)
Biological process (GO): protein import into peroxisome matrix, docking
Cellular component (GO): peroxisomal importomer complex; peroxisomal membrane
Molecular function (GO): signaling receptor binding
Source: RefSeq, a predicted model, not a curated record